Molecule: messenger RNA, 3449 nt
Organism: Melanotaenia boesemani (Boeseman's rainbowfish)
Lineage: Eukaryota; Metazoa; Chordata; Actinopteri; Atheriniformes; Melanotaeniidae
Product: malignant fibrous histiocytoma-amplified sequence 1
Exons: 9
Coding region: 47-2530 (827 amino acids)
Molecular function (GO): protein binding
Source: RefSeq, a predicted model, not a curated record
AGUAAACCAGAAAUCUGUGCCACAAACACUUCGACAUUCAUGAAAAAUGGCCGUUCUAAAUCAACACAGCUGGGAGAAGAAUGAUCUGUCAGGACAGAAUCUGAAGAGCCUGCCUCAGGAUUUUGUAACACAUGUUAGUUUGUGUACAAGUUUGGAUUUACAGAGGAAUAAACUGAAACAUGUCAUAGGCAUUUCUAACUUCAUCAACCUGACAGAGCUUAAUCUCUCCAGGAACAAGAUAAUUAAGUUUCCUCUGGAAAUGCACAACAUGCACAAAUUAGAGACACUCUAUAUGAACCAGAACAAAAUUAGAUCGAUUCCAGAAGGGAUCUUUCCUCAUCUUAGAAAUUUAAAAUUUCUAAAACUCGGCACCAAUCGCUUGGCCAAGCUUCCCUCUGAUAUAAACCAGUGCCUCAGCAUUAUUUACCUGAACCUUUCUAAGAACCACCUGCAAGACAUUCAGCCACUAGUUGGUCUGCCAAAACUGGAGGAGCUUUGGGUUGAAAGGAACCAGCUCAGUGACCUUCCUGCUCAGCUUUUCAGGAAAGAUAGCUGUGAACUGACAGUGUUUCAAGCCGCAGGGAACCCACUCAAGUGCCCACCAGAGGAGGUCUGUGCUGGAGGGGUCAUGGACAUUCAGAGCUACUUCCUUCAAAUGGAGGAAAACCCAAAUACACACACUGCCUGGACAGUUAAGGUCAUGUUCCUGGGAUCUUCUAUGGCAGGAAAGUCCACACUAUGCCGCAGCCUGAGGGAAGGGAAGCCAGUGGCAGUGGCAGUUAAAGACCGGACUGAGGGAAUUGAUAUUAGUCAAAUGUACACCAAGGGGGUUCGUUUCCUCUUCUGGGACUUUGCCGGACAGGAGGAGUACUACCUGACACACCAUGUAUUCAUCACACCACGAGCCCUUGUCAUCCUGACCAUUGAUUUAGCAAGUUACAGCAUUGAGGACCCACAUUCGUUCAAAGACCAACUGUGGUUCUGGAUAAACAACAUACAGCUGCGUGUGCCAGAUGCAUUGGUCAUGCUCGUGGGAACACACUGUGAUCAAUGCAGAGACCUGGAUGAAGUGAUGGCGAAGAAGACAUACAUCGAGGAAAAAGUCAAAAGCAUGCUGGAAUAUAGGAGGAUGGUUUUAAAACAGCAAAAGAAAAACCUGGAAGAUAACAAAGAUUCUUCUCUCUAUAUGGACCAGAUGGAUGAACUGGAUUGCCUUUUGGAUUACAGUUUGAAAGUUCUGGAUCUUGUACCUCUUGACUGCACAAGGAAUGAAGAUAUUGCCAAACUCAGAAGUCAUGUUUUGGACUGCAUUCAAUCAGAGAAUGCAAGUCUGGGUUUUGAGAGUAUCUUACCAAGAAGCUAUGAGGAAGUGGAGCAAGCCAUUCCAAAACUCAUUGCACAAGAAGAAAUUCCUAAACACGGCAUUAUUCUAUUUGAAGAAAUUGUUGAUUUAAUUUCAAACCACGUUACACAAAGCCGAGAGCAUCUCAACUCCAUCUUGUCUGUCCUCUUGCGGUAUCUGCAUCGGAUUGGGACGAUAAUUUGGUAUGAAGACAUCAGUGCACUAAGCGACAGAGUGUUCAUCCAGCCUUCAUUUCUUAUCUCAAUGUUUAAGAGCACUGUGAGAAAUGACCUGGUGCAGCAGCUGGAAGGAAUCUCUAGAGACCUUCUCAUGCAGGAAGGCGCUCUGGUAAAACAGAAGUUUACCUGGCUGGAUGACUUGAGGUGCAGAGGCAUGCUGCACAAUGCAGCGAUGCGCAUCUUAGUGCGCAGAGAGGUGGAGAAAUUGGUUGAUGACGAUGAUGAUGAUGACUUAAUCAGAGAGAUAGUGGGAACUAAGCGGGAGGAAGGCAUAAUACUCACCCUCCUGCAGUACUUUGAGGUAUGCCUCCCCACACUUGUCAGAAAUCCCAUGAAUCCUGAAGCAGCAGAGUUCAUUCCUGGUAAAAAGAAGUGGGAGACAGCCAGAGAGGCCAAGAGAGAUCCAGAUGGAGCAUGUCUCUUCCCCAUGUACCUGAAGAACAACCUUAUAGUGGACCAUAAAUGGGGUGAGGACAGGCAAGAUGACAUCACCGUUCAUGUGUACUUCCUUCCUGAGAUUCCUCAUGGCUUCUUCCACAGAAUUAUCAUAAAGACAUGCUCACUGUACCCAACUCACUGGGUGGGGAAAGAGCAGUGCCUCCUCUGCUGUGGAAACAGACUGGCCCUGGUGAGACAGAGGAAUAAAGACGGAGAUUCGUUCAUAGAGAUACGCUGCAGGAGACCUGAGAAAAAUGAAGAGUUUCAGCAGGUGUGGGAUCUGAUAUUGGCGGUGAUGUCCAAGCUGUUUGUGCUGUCGAGGCAGUGGCCAGGACUGACCCAUCAGGUUCACACCCCCUGUCCAGAGAGAGGCUGUCCACAUUACUAUACCUGGAAGGACUGGCAAGAUCUCCACAACACUGACUUCUACAGCUUUGUGAAAGAGGAGAAAAUAGUUUGCCAGGGUGGCCAUACACGAAGGACAGAACUGAUUUUUCCAAAAGACAAAUAGAAGACAGUAAGAAAAAAAUGGAAAACAAACGUGUUUUUUAUUAUAUCUUCACUUCAUCCUAUUUAUCUUUUUUUUUUUUUUUACUUGUUCUUGCUAUUAUAUUAGUGGAUGGUUGAACAUGGUUGUUUUGUUUUGACUUGUCGUUCAAUCAAGUGAUUGAAACCUAAACCUUGAACUUGCUAUUUAGCAGUAAAGAGUUUGACAACCUCAAAAUUGAGAAAUACAGACUCACAGUGACGACAUACUUUUAACAUCUGCAAUGUUUCUCUUCAUCUCACUGUGAAGUGGAUUGACCUAAAUACAAAUGAAUGGAGUGUAGAGAAGGACUUGGUACAAAUUAAACUGGAUCAAGGGAUGAACAGAUCAGGCAGCCCAAACAAACUCCUUGUCAUGUCCGAUUGGGAAAUGGAUAUCACAUUCAAGACCUUCACAUAAAACACUCCGUUAGGGGAUUGUUAAGGUCACAUUAAUUGUCUUUGGGAAAAGAAAUAUAAUAAUGUAUAAUAUACUAUACUACAUUACACAUGUCUUAAUACUUUUCAGUAAGACAGUAGAUUUAAGCUAUACUGCAUUUGCAAGAUUAAGUUAAAAGGUUGAAUAGAUAUUUUAUUAUGUACAUGUAAAGACAUUAUUUGAGCAACUUAACUAAAGUUGACAUUUUACUUUGUAGUAUUGAUAUUUUUGUACAAAUAUUGAUUGAAUAAUAAAAAUGUUGGUGUAAAAUUCAAUAGAGGAACAAAUUACUUUAUUCUUUGUUUUUGUUUUUUUCUUUUGUUCUUUUUUCUGCUAAAAUAUAUCUGAAGACAAUUUAAAUGUUUCUUUGUAGAAUACUGACCUCUGCUGGGCAUUGUGACACACAACACAUCACUGAAUAAGUGCUUUGUUUGAAUUCCACUGAAUAAAGAAAUAUUGCAGCUUU